Molecule: messenger RNA, 3973 nt
Organism: Peromyscus leucopus (white-footed mouse)
Lineage: Eukaryota; Metazoa; Chordata; Mammalia; Rodentia; Cricetidae
Gene: Mras
Product: muscle RAS oncogene homolog
Exons: 6
Coding region: 398-1024 (208 amino acids)
Biological process (GO): signal transduction
Cellular component (GO): plasma membrane
Molecular function (GO): GDP binding; GTPase activity; GTP binding
Source: RefSeq, a predicted model, not a curated record
GCGGCGCGGGGCCCGGCGGGCGCGGGCGCGGCGCUCCCUCCUCCCGGUACGAGCGAGGAGGCGGUGGCCGAGAGCCGGAGCCCAGCCCGGGCCGGAGCGCACUGUGAUCGGCCCGGCAGCCCCGCGGAGACGAGGCCGGCGGGCGCUUUGUUCCGGGGCUGGAGGUGUGGCCGGCGGUGUGGCCCGCUCGGCGCUCGCCGUGCUGCGCUGCACCCGGGCGCCUGGUUCUGGCUGUGCGUGGCCUCUGCCCCCACCAGUCACCCCAGCGUAACGGUGUGCGGUAAAGUCGCCCGCCACCGCGACCUCGGUGGGGAGGGCCUGACCACCGGUCAAACAGACUCCUUUGAUUGCAGUCACCCCGGGGUUCCUCGGCUGCCCGGGUCUGACCACCAGAAACAUGGCAACCAGCGCUGUUCCCAGUGACAACCUCCCCACCUAUAAACUGGUAGUGGUGGGAGACGGAGGUGUGGGCAAGAGUGCCCUCACCAUCCAGUUUUUCCAGAAGAUCUUUGUGCCUGACUAUGACCCCACCAUUGAAGACUCGUACCUGAAGCAUACGGAGAUUGACAAUCAGUGGGCCAUUUUGGAUGUUCUAGACACGGCUGGGCAGGAGGAGUUCAGCGCCAUGCGGGAACAGUACAUGCGCACUGGGGAUGGCUUCCUCAUCGUGUUCUCCGUCACCGACAAGGCCAGCUUCGAGCACGUGGACCGCUUCCACCAGCUCAUUCUGCGUGUCAAGGACAGGGAGUCAUUCCCAAUGAUCCUCGUGGCCAACAAGGUGGAUUUGAUGCAUCUGAGGAAAAUCACCAGGGAGCAAGGAAAAGAAAUGGCGACUAAACACAAUAUCCCAUAUAUAGAAACCAGUGCCAAGGACCCGCCUCUCAACGUGGACAAAGCCUUCCAUGACCUCGUCAGAGUGAUUAGGCAACAGAUUCCAGAGAAAAGCCAGAAGAAGAAGAAGAAAACAAAAUGGCGAGGAGACCGGGCCACUGGCACUCACAAACUUCAGUGUGUGAUCUUGUGACUGCCCGAGACCCUGGGCAGAGCAACCAUGGACUGCCAGCCCCCGGGACCGGCCCACUGCCUAACUGCACUGAGAACCAUUUCUAACCACAGCCCUUGGCUCUGGGCACAGGAAGGGAGCGAGGGAGGAUGGGCAGGAGCAGACAGAGUCUGGCUUUGCCACCACUCCCGGGAGACAAGCCACAGCUUCCAAGCCCUUCCUUGUGUGUGUUGAUUAAGCCCAGUUCCCAGCCUCUUGGUGGGUGUGUUGUUUUAAGUACAUAGGGCUGGUUUGCUGGGGAAGUGUUGAUCCACACACAAGGUACCAAACAAGCCAUGAACAAGCUUCCUUCCCCGCCCUGUCCCCAGUGUCUGAGCUCUGAUGUCUUUUUGUAGAUUUUUAAAUUAUUUGAGUAAUGAUUAUUUUAUUAAAGAGGUCUGUGCCCACUGCCUGAUGAAGUCUUCGGCAGACCUCUCGGCUAGCGUCUGGAACAGUGCUCUUGUCUUUUUAACCGAGAGAUUUUAGCAGUGCCAAACUCCAUCCAGGAUGAACAACAGGGAUGGCGGAAGUUAGCGGAGGCCUUGGCGGAAGCCCGAGGCGGAGUUAAACCCAGAAGCAAACAGACCCCAGAGACUGGAGAGAGGGAGAUGGAUUUAUCUGGAGGACUUCGGUGUGGUUGAAAGAGCAGAGAUUAGAAAAGAAAAUCCCCUCACUGCUACCCACCCCUGCCCCCACAGCCACUCAAGUGAGAGCUAGCUGGGACCAUUUCACCCCAGAGGGGAUUUCCUUAUCCCGAGAGCGGGUGAGGCAAGUGGUUGGCUUUGCAAAAGCGUUCAUUUACAUUUUAGGUGGUGGGUAGAUAGAUUCUGUGUUCAGAUGUGGACAGGGCCCUGGGCUUCUCAGAUGUGUCCCUUCCUGCUUGCUCACAUCUGUGACACAAACAGAGCGGCAUGUGCAAGGAGGUGAAUGUGACACCAUCCAGAAAGCUGUUGCUCUAGGCUUGCUCUUAACUGAAAGCACGCAAUACUGUUAUCACCGCAGCACCGGGACCCGAAGCCAUUUCCGUCUGAGUCAGCCGACCACCAGCCCCCUUUAUAAGCCCAGCCAGUGAGCAAACGCCUUUUGGCAUCAGCCAUAGGGCUCUUUUGGUGCACACCUCCAUCGCCCUCUUCUGUCUCAGAUGAAAGGGGAAAGGAAAGUUGAGCUGAUGACAUGGUCCAGACACUUAUUUCAGCAGGGACACCACCCACCUACCCACCCCCGCACCACGAUGCACCCCUCCUUCUCUGGUUCUGCUGGUGGGGUAAAGACUGGGUUUUUCCAGCUGGGAACUGGAUGGAGGGGACAGCAGGAACGAAGUACACCCUGUGGGAGGGUCAGAAGAGGAGGCAGCGCAUCUGCCAGCUCACUGUGCAAAACAGAGGAUCCCCGCCAGGUGGCUGGGCCACCCUGGAGAAUGAAAGUCAUGGAAAGAAAUCCAAGGAAAGUGAGCACCCAGUGGAUGUCCCGCCUCGUGAUUCCUUUCCAGUCCGGAAAGUGCUAAGGUGUUCGUUCACGCACAGGGUCAUCAUCACAGAGGGCCCCAUCGAGGGGCAGUUCUGCUGCAGGAGGAAAUGAUUGCUAGCGAAAGGUCAAACUUCUUGCUUGUCAAACUGCCAGCCCGCCCCACUUUUUCUAUUCCUACAAAGGAUACCAAAGAACAUUCCAAAUGAGGUAUCUCACCAUUUCCCAGAUCCUGUAAUACUUAAGAAUUUUUCAACACUAGAAGGACCAGGCUCGUUCCAGCCUUAGGCGCCCUGAGUCGCACCAUAGCUGCUGCCACCCGGAGAGAGGACAGCAGCCCGGUCAGGGCACUCUGCACAGGAUGCUGAGCCAGAAGGCUCUGCACUCAGGGCAGCAGCCACUGCCAGAGAGUCCCCCAUCUCCUACCACCUGCCUCGAGCACGCCCCGCCUCUGUGGAGCUACAUCUCCACUGGGCUGAGAGGGGCUCUCACCGGAAGCAGAGCAGUUGCCUGGCCAAAGCCCCGAGUCACACAGGUAACUAGAAGGGAGGCUCCCGGUGCUCCUGCCCCUCUCGGAAGAGGCAGAGCAUCCAGGCCCAUCAUCCAGGGCCUCCAUUCUAACCUGCCCACGUCCUAAACUGGCUAACAUCUGCCUCUUGAUUCAGGGCUCCUGGUAAGCUUUCAUUUCCCAGAAUCCCAUUCUCCCAUAAGUGAGAUGGGUAGGUAACGCUCCAGAAUUAGAAGUGAGCCCCUCGACAGAGUUUCCAGAGAGGCCAUGUAAAAUAAAGAAAGCUCAGCGCACUUCCAUCACCAGCCAACAGGGAAAGCCUGGAAACCUGGUUGGCCAGGACUGAAGUGGGUUUGUAGUUGUCAUUCUGAGGCUCCCUCUAGUUUUUUCAGAAACCUGUGUUCCCAUCACAUCCUCUGACACUCCCUGGAACCCCCUCAUCCCUGCCUCUCUAUUGUGUGCUCCGAUUUUCUCCCACUACUCUGACACCUCCUUUUCUCCCCCUCUCCCCCAGAAUGGGGCUAUGCCACAGCUACUUCCUUCACAAGCACUUUGCCACUUGGGACAUCCGGAUGUUUCCCUUAGGAGUUUCCCACCUCCCCAUGACUCUUGCUGUGGAGAGUACCUGAUUGAAUUGGUGUAGCCUGCCAGGAGAUGGGACCCACUGACCCAUGCCAGCUCUAACCUCAGAGCCCCUGGAACCUGCUACACUAAAUCCAGAGCCACAGAGGGGUCCCUUCCUUUAGCUGCCCACCUGGGUGGAGACUCCACAUUGCCUGGGGUUUACCUAGAAUGCCAGAUACUUGAAACACUGAGCCCUUUGAGUGACAGUAUUAGCAGGUGGCCAUUGUGUGAAAUGAGUGAUGCCUGGACAUCUUGAUGAUGCUUGAGCCUUUUAUGUAACUUUUUAUCAAGUCUUUGUGUAUCUCUACUUAUUAAUAAAGAAACAAAGAGAAAUG